UCGACUAACACGAAACGAAAGGCCAUCAUAUCCUUCAACGACUGCCACCGCUGUUAGCACAAAACCAGACAUUCGGAGCUUUGUCACGAUCGACGCACCAAGUGCGUGCUGGCAGAAAAAAAACGCGCGUGAAAUUUACAAAAAACAGUCAAGAAUAAAUAUGGCAGGACGCAUCAUGGCAGUGAAAGAGAGUCUGGAGAAGGCACUCAAGGACGAUAACAAACCCUGGACCAAAUACCUGGCAUUAGCCGAACAAAAAACCGGUGUCGACAGGGUCUACAUCUUCGUCGCCUCAGUCUUAUUCUUGGCACUCUACCUUGUAGUUGGAAUAGGACAGCAAUUGGUGUCCAACAUAAUUGGCUUCACAUAUCCAGCAUACUGCUCUAUGAAAGCCAUAGAAACAAAGCAAAAAGAUGAUGAUACCAAAUGGCUUACUUACUGGGCAGUAUUUGCUGUGUUCACUAUUGCGGAAUAUUUCUCUGAUUUUAUUGUUGGUUGGUUCCCAAUAUACUGGCUUGCUAAAUGCUUGUUCUAUAUUUGGCUCAUGAUUCCUACUGAAUAUAAUGGAUCCCUGAUCUUAUACCGCCGUGUGAUUCGUCCCAAAUUUCUCCAAUACCAACCCAAUGUAGAUAGUCUUUUAGAAAAUGCCAAAAAAGCUACUGGUGGACUGUUAAAUGAAAAAUCAGAGUAAAUUCAGUUACUGCCUAACGUGACUUACGUUCUCCAAAAACUAGUAAAUUAAGAUAUGUUCUUCAUACCCAUUCCUACAUUGAUAUAUGCAAUAAUUUUGCGCAAAAAGUAUCCUUAUCCUUACAAGAUUAGUAAAUAUAAAUAAUUUUAUUUAUAAAUCAAAAUUAUGUAGUACCAAUUAUGGUGCUAUGUACAAGCUUCUAUUUAUUUGCAUUUAGUUACCAACUAAAGCUGUAAUUUUAUACCAAUUUAAAAAACAAAUUUUCACAGUGCCUAUGAGUUAAAUUUUCGAUAUUUAAAGGGUUGCAAUGUUGUAAAAUAUUUGUAAAAAUACUUUCAUGUGCCAUUCCUUAUUUUUUUGCUUGCUUAUGCAUCUAUAACAAUUGUGUGCAUAUUAAUUGUAUUACCAAUGUUGAUAUAUGUAAAUUUUUUUUUUUUACGUCUUUGUAAACUAAUUAACAAUUUUUUCAAAAUUCUUCC
This is a messenger RNA of Phymastichus coffea, 1170 nucleotides long. RefSeq names its product receptor expression-enhancing protein 5 (gene ReepB). The record is from RefSeq and is a predicted model, not a curated record. The coding region runs from base 161 to 691 and encodes 176 amino acids. Lineage: Eukaryota; Metazoa; Arthropoda; Insecta; Hymenoptera; Eulophidae. The transcript is spliced from 4 exons.